CGAACUCCGCCCCGGUGAAAGGGCGGUGGUGGCGCUGGGCGGGGCCAAGGUCCGGGGCUGGCGGCGGGGUCGCUGUGGGGCCUGCGAGCAGCCGCGGAGCUGUGCUCUGCUCUGGCUGGGCGGGGCUGGCCGAGCGGAGUCCGCGCGCACCCGCGCUGAGCUGCCUGCUCCGGCGGCUCCGCUGUUCGCCCGUGGCAACGUUGCCCGGGAGUCUCCAGCAUGAACGAACUGAGGCUUAGGGCGGUCCGCGAGCCGGACGCACCACCGGAGGACAAGGAGUCGGAGCCAGAAGCAAAGGUUGACGGAGAGACAGCAUCGGACAGCGAGAGCCGAGCGGAAGCUACUCCCCUGGUAACCUCUGUAGACGAUACCCCAGAGGUCCUCAACAGGGCCCUGUCCAACUUGUCUUCAAGAUGGAAGAACUGGUGGGUGAGAGGCAUCCUGACUUUGGCCAUGAUCGCGUUUUUCUUCGUCAUCAUUUACCUGGGACCAAUGGUUUUAAUGAUAAUUGUGAUGUGUGUUCAGAUAAAGUGUUUCCACGAGAUCAUCACUAUUGGCUACAAUGUCUACCACUCCUAUGACCUGCCCUGGUUCCGGACCCUCAGCUGGUACUUUUUACUGUGUGUGAAUUACUUCUUCUACGGCGAAACAGUGACGGAUUAUUUCUUCACUUUGGUCCAGAGAGAGGAGCCUUUGCGGAUUCUCAGCAAAUACCACCGCUUCAUUUCCUUUACUCUCUACCUGAUAGGAUUCUGCAUGUUUGUAUUGAGUCUGGUCAAGAAGCAUUACCGCCUGCAGUUCUACAUGUUCGGCUGGACCCACGUGACAUUACUGAUUGUCGUCACCCAGUCACAUCUCGUUAUCCACAACCUGUUUGAAGGGAUGAUCUGGUUCAUUGUCCCCAUUUCUUGCGUGAUCUGUAAUGACAUCAUGGCCUAUAUGUUCGGCUUCUUCUUUGGUCGGACCCCCCUCAUCAAGCUGUCACCGAAGAAGACCUGGGAAGGCUUCAUUGGGGGCUUCUUUGCCACUGUGCUGUUUGGCCUUCUGCUAUCCUAUGUGAUGUCUGGGUACAGGUGCUUUGUCUGCCCUGUGGAGUACAACAACGACACCAACAGCUUCACUGUGGACUGCGAGCCCUCCGACCUGUUCCGCCUGCAUGAGUAUAACAUUCCUGAGGUGAUCCAGUCGGCCAUUGGCUGGAAAAUCGUCCGGAUGUACCCUUUCCAGAUCCACAGCAUCGCCCUCUCCACCUUUGCCUCGCUCAUCGGCCCCUUCGGAGGGUUCUUUGCAAGUGGAUUCAAACGAGCCUUUAAAAUCAAAGACUUUGCCAAUACGAUUCCUGGCCACGGAGGCAUCAUGGACCGCUUCGACUGCCAGUACCUGAUGGCCACCUUUGUCAACGUGUACAUCGCCAGUUUUAUCAGGGGCCCGAACCCGAGCAAGCUGAUCCAGCAGUUCAUGACCUUGCGGCCAGAUCAGCAGCUUCACAUCUUCAACACGCUCAGGUCUCACCUGACCGAGAAGGGGAUGCUGGCAGAUGCCACGGAGAACUAGCAGGGGCCGCGCAGGACCGGGAGAGUCCGAGCAGGGCUGAGCGCGGGGCCAGGGCUCCCAGGCGAGCCCCGCUGGGGUGACCUAGACAACGGCAAGGCUUCAACUCACUGUCUUUUCCUUUUUUAAUUUUUUGGUAGAGUGAUUUUUUAUCUGUGGGUUGUAAGAAGAUUCUGUACAUACAGUCUAUGUGCUUAUGAUUUGGGUUGUGAGUAAACUACAGCUUUGAGUGGGGAAGAAGUCAUGAGGAUAAAACCAUUUGGGUUUUUUUAACUAAAGGUUUAAAAACCUGGAGGACAGCGCUGCCCGGCUCAGCAGCGGCUGCCUGCCGCUUUUCCGUCUCAUCGGCCGAACUGGGCUCGCUGAGAGAGUGGCUGUUCACUGGGUCAGACGGGCUUAGGGCGCCCCAUACUUGUCUUUGUACUGCCGCUUCCCCCCUACCCCCCGCCCCCCGCAGGGAAGAGGUGCGCAGCUUGGAUGUCUGUGCUGUUGGAGAGCUUCCACCUGAGCUGCUCUGUAAUCCCUGCCUUGGAGCUCCGGGGGGUGUGCCUUCCGUAGGCCGGAGGGACUCAGGCGUAUGUAUCAGAUAAGCGUUCCGUCCACUUCAAAUCCUGUGGAACACGAGCUCUGCUUUAUGUUAUGGGUUCACCUUGUUUCAUCACAGACUGAGAAAGCUCAAAAAAUAAUUUACGAUAGUCUGGUAAAAACAAAACAAAAGAAAACCAACCACACUGUAACAUUUCAAGUGUAUGCAGUAGAAUGUAGCAUAACGGAGCCCCUCCCCACGUGCUCAGGCUCUGGCGGCUCCUGGAGGGCGGCCCAGCCAGCUGCGUCUUUUCAGGGACGAUGGCGUUCAUGUUGUGCUGUAGACUGGUUGCUGCUGAACCCUCUCCGGGGGCUUUCCCGCUGGGCAGCGAGCAGAGGGCUUCUCGUCUGUGCUCCGUUGCCUGACCGCCCACCCACGUAGCUGCUGUGUUGUAUAUAUUUCACUCCCAAGGCAAACGUGUAUUGUGUGUGUGUUUUAAAUAUCACUUACUUCUUAAUAAGUGAUUUCAAUUGUACCACGACUUCUUCACUGAAACCAUAGAGUCCUGCUUAAAACUCUGGGAAGCUCAACCCAGUUAGAGGUUUGACUAUUCUGAAGAUUAAAUGCACACUUUUUAUAUAAUGUGACCAGUUAAAUGUAGUUUGUAUUUUACUGGGGGACCUUUUUUUUUUUAAAACAAAACAAAACAAAACUGUGAUUUAUUUUGUUUCCCUUCUUAAUGACAAGAGAGAGGUUGACUUUGGGAAGAGGGUGCAGGAGAGAGAGCUCGGUGCCCAAGGUGUUGGUAAUUCUGUGCCACGGUUGUUCUCAUUGCCAAAUGUCAGGGUAGUGGCUUCCAGAGCCCCUGGCCUGGUGGGAGUUUGUUUGGUUUCUGUUUUAAUCAGCCUCUCUGCCUCCCUGAAAGCUCGCACUCAGCCCGGAUCCCUGGAGCACCUGGCGCAGGGCUGACCCCCGCCGGCGUGUCAGCCCGAGGACACUGCACGGCCUUGCCUGAGCAUGCAGCACUGUGUUUUCCCACGGGGUUUCAGUCCCGGCUGUGGACCCCGGGCAGGACAGGCAUGCCGCUCUCUGGGUCCUUGCUUUUGAGUUGUCCCCUAAUUCCAGUAUUUCGUGAUCUGGCUGGGCAAGUCCGUGCCACCAGAGGCAGCUGUGAGUGAUGCGUCAUGUCCUGGGUGCCCAAAAAGCAAGUGUCAGGCCCUUCCUGAGUGUUUAUCCUGAAGAUGAGCCAGUAUCUCAGCGAUGAAUUAAACAGUGGAGCUGAUUAGUCAUGAAUCUAGUUUUCUUAUUGAAGAAUGAACUUGUUUUCCUGAACCAGAGACCGAAAGUCUCAUUUGUCUUGUGUUGCCUCGUCGUGGACAUGUGGUGGGGUCCUUGGGAGCAGGGAGUGCCAGCCGGAGCCCGGCAGCAGAGAGCCACUCCCCAGGAGGGCUGCGUGUGCGUCAGGGUGCCUGGCACAUUCCCCUGUGGAUGUGGUUGUGGUAGGGGCGUCUGAGGAUCCGGGCGGGGGGUCCCGGGACGCUGAAGGUGGUUGCUCACCAGAGCUACCAGCAAGAAGGGCAGAGCCAGCUUGGGUUUUGUUUUUUGGGGGGUUUCUCCACACUCUUUCUGGUGAAUAAGAGGCAUUUCCUAGGGGGGUGGUCUGGAGAGCAGUGCUAUCUGGUGUCUUUGUGGCACAGUGCUUUUCUUCCUCCCAUUUACUGAUGUUAUUUCACCCUCAGAUCAGAUUCAGGAGACUGUUUUCACGUGUAUCUGUGCUGGUCUUAAUGGCGUCACUCACUUCACAUCCGUUUUGUGCGUGUGUGAGAAAUAAACAUGACUGAACUGUGUGCCCUCCCUUGUCGUGAAUUCAGUGUCUCACCUCCAUGCUUGACUUUCUUGUUUGGUACUCGUAACUGUUGUGCUGUCCUGAUUUAGAGACUUCUGUUUGGUUUUCCAGUUUGAAUCCCAUACAUUCUCAUGACAGCCUGCCAAGGCACCGUGGGCGAGAGUCAUGGAGCUCUGCCAGGGAGGGAGCUGGGGCCGGAGACGGGAGGGAGCGGCCCCAGGGUCCCGCGGUGGAGUCGAGUGUCCAUCUUAUCGUCCGUCCCCCAGGACAAGGACUAGACUGUGCCCAGCCCCACUUGCCUUUGUAGAAGUGGUGUAAGUGCAUCUGAAGUUUUGCACCAUUCCUUCCCACAAGCAUAGGAGGCCUGACCUGUCCACCAGGUUGGAGCUUCAGUUGCCGUUAGCUCCUGAGCAGUGAGAUACAGGAGCUCGUGGACAGGGGUGUCACAGAAGCCAGGGCUCCUCUACCGUGAGCUGAGCCCGGUGUCCUCCCGGGUGAGUUCUGCUGUCACCUCUCACAGGACACCCGUAUCCUUCCCUUUCGCAGGUGCAUGCCACCUCAGCAUGAUAAGAGUAUACACGGUUUCCUCCUGAGUGUAGAAUCCUCUGAGGCAGCCUGGACCUUAUUUGUAUUUAUUGUUUUUGGUCUGUUUCUAUUCUGAACAUUUUAGUAGCUUUAAUAUAACUAUAUUUAAAACAUAUUUACUCUUAGUGUUGUACAGUUCUGUAAUGUAUAUUUGAAACUAGUGUCUCAGAAGGGGUGAACUAUAACUUUUAACCUUAUACAAGUGGACUUUUGAAAUCCCUUUUAUAGUAUUUAUCUUUUUCCUCUGGGCUUCUUAGCCUGUUAGUUGACUUAUAUUAUGCAAGGAGGUUCUAAAAGUAAGCUUUGACGGAGACUGAGCCAACCCUGGGAUUGGAGUCUAAGCUAGUUGCUGAGUUGGCUGGAGGCUGCGUUGACCGGAUCCUCGAGUUUGGCUCUUCAGGGUGUCAGUGAGUCCUGGGCAGGCCCAGGAGUGUCCCUGAUAUGGGGGGGAGGGGGCAGGGGGAGGAUGUGAAUGACUCAAGGCAAAGAACGUCACUGCUUGGAAAGCUACGCAGUGGCCUUGUUCCCUAAGUGUCCCAUCCAGGGUCAGUUUUGUAAGGAAGUGUAUUUUCGUUACUCUGCCAAUGUGAUCUGUCAUUGCUGAAACUUGUUCCUGCAUCACCAUUGCCCUUUGUUUUCUGGAGUGACUCACAUCUGUGCCCACCUUGUACCGAUGUGCGGAGAAAAGGGCGGAGUCUGCAGAGGCGAUGUCACUUGUAUCCAGGGUUCCUGUUCUUCCAAAGUCAGGGUGGGAAGGAGGGCUAAGGGGAGGGUGUCCAGGCGAGUGCCAUGGUCACAUCACAAGAGGGUAAACCAUGUGCAGGCGCUCACUGUACUGUCUGCAGCAGGGGCUCGAAGGAGCUGCCGGAACAACCUAUCACUGAGGUAAUGGGGCCGGCUGAGCACGGUAGUUAAGAAGCUGGACUUUGGGUUCAAACAGCCCGUAGGGAUGUAUUCAAACAGCCCUAGGCCUGGGCAGGUUCCUAAGUGCAACUGUGGCCCAGUUGGGUCUGACAACAGCACCUUCCUCGUGGGAUUGAGAGGAUUCUAUGAGAUUAUUAUGCACAUUAGGCAUUCAGCACAGCGCCUGACAUGUAGUAAGUGAUCAGUAAAUGGUGGCUGUGUUUGUUGCACUGAGCUGGUCUUUGCACCGAAGCUGCUGUGAUGCCAGAGACCGGGUUCCCAGCCACGACGUUGCCAAGAAAGGGGCGGGUUCUUGGGCAGGGCCUCAUUGUUCUGCCCUUGUCUCAGCAAAACAAACUUCCGUUACUCUUGUCACCCUCCACACGGUUGCCCAGCAUCCAGUCUUUAUAGAGGUGAGCAGUUGCCACUUCCUGACUUGGUUUCCUUUGUUGGGUGGGGCCUUGCAUCACGACCCGCAGAGGGUGCUGGCAUUCGGAUGGAGCGCUGAGGAAAGAGCCUAGUUGAAAGUCUUCUAGGCUCACCUCUGGGUCUCAGACCCUGCUCGCCCACAUGCCCUACAGAAGGUGGGCCCAUUCUCAGUGGGCAGCAGAGCCCCAGCUGCCCACUGCCUGCAUCCCUCUAAAGUGACCCCACCUCCCCGUUGCUCCCAGCACUGCUCCAACACCCCCUCCUCCAGAAGCGACCUCGCUUACCUGGGCUCUCAGGGGUGGAGGCUACUGCUCUUGUCUGCGGCUGCCUCUCAAUUAAGUUGUUUACCUGUUUGUGUGUGGGCCAUGUUUUCACAGGCAGUUUGGGAGGUAACUUUGGAUGCCAGAGUGCCAGGAUUUUUAGAACACGUGGAUGAUUUCUGUGAACAGAGGGCAGAACAUGUGAUAUCCAGGGUUCUGUGGCCAGUGGGUUUUGAGUCCACUUGGCUAUUUGAAAACCCUGUCCCCUCUCCUCCCAUCUCCACCAAAUGCCUAGCUGCUGAGGCUCCUUUUCUUUUUCUUCUCCAGCCAGUAAGUUACCAGCAGCAUGUUCAUUAAUAAUAAUUGUAACACUAGUAAUAGUGCUUAAUAUGUGCUAGGCACAUACUAAGUUGCUGUAAUGCUGAGACUGGGUUCUCAGCCACUACACUGCCACUUGCCCUGCACGCAGCCUGGGGGUCCGAGGUCUGGAGAGCAACCUCAUGGACCUUCUGAGAGAGGGGUCCAGUUUGCACAUGCACCUGCGGCGCCUUGUGCUUUAUUUGCAAGGCCAGCCUGGCAAAGAGAAGGAGACAUGGGGUGUUUGAAACUCCCUACACUGGGUGGCAGUGGUUUGCCUGAGGCCUUCCUCGCUUCCUGCUGCCCCCAGGGUAGAUUUUCCAUGGGAAAGAGGCUCGUCCUUCUUGUCCUCUUGCUCGUGGUGCCUCCACUCCAUGGGUGAGGGUCUCUGUGACUGGCUCAGAACCCCAUUUCCCCCUCUGGCCAAGGGCGCACACAGCUCAGGAGCCUGCAGCAGGGCCCCGUACGAGUGGCCACCACUAGCCAGGAAGAGGGAAGGAGAGAGAGAGUACAUCUGUAGCAGAUUGUAACCCAGAGGGGAAGCCUAGAAGCUCUGCCCACGCCCGUGCGGCGUCAAGUCUCGGGUUUCAGCUUUCUUUGUGGCACAUUGACAGGGCAGGAGCAGGGGACCCCUGAGGACAGAUGGCUUUCGCUGGAUUGUGGGUUAGCAAAGGGUCAUGUGGGUGAUUCAUGAAUGAGGGGAGAAAGGCACCCGAUUGAGUGAAAAACGUGUAAUUUAGUUUUCUGAAAGGAGCUGGGGAGCUGGGGAGGGGGUGUGUGUGUGUGAGGUGGAGGAUUCUCCACGCUGAAGGAACGGUGUUGACAAAGACGACCCAUGAAAUCCAAGCCAGUGGAACAGUAGCUGGGAGUUACCGGCUUGACUGCGAACGGUUCCUGGGUGUGAGCAGGAAUGGAGGCCAGACCCAGAGGCCCACGGUGCGGUGUGCACUGGUCUCCCCCCUUCACUUAAUGAAGUCAUGAUUGUGGCAGGAAUGAGGAGAACGUGGUUGUGGAGGUGUUCAGUAAGCAGCUGCCGCGACAGACUGGUCCUGGGCUCGUCCUCUCGUCCUUCUGACUCGAGUUUGUCAGGCCUGGCACUUGCAGGGGCCGCCCAGGCAUUGGGCAGGGCCGAGCCCUCUGUGGCCUCUGGAGGGCUCCCCUGUGUGUGGUGCCCAGAGGGUUCAGCCGGGUUGAGCCAUCCGGUGGUUCUGUGCCGGGUGAACGUGUGUUUGCUGAUGGGCUGGCACACUAUGUCUCACUUCCAUGAGGUUCGUGUCCUGGGUUUGCUGGCUUUGUGCCGAGGAACACCAGCCCAGAAGGGGCGUUCAGAGUAUUUUCCGGCUGUUGUGCCCUUCCCCCAACUUGCUUUGCUAGACCCGGUGUCUGCCCCGCAGCGGGCUUCUCCGUGCGCCGUCCGACCGGUGUCGGACAUGCAGGUUCUUCUCUGCCGCAGUGUCAGAACGUGGUGGACUGUGCACUGGAAAGUACUUACCUUAUUUAUAUACCUGAAUGUUGCCGUUGCACAAAUAAACAUCUAUUAAAUUCU
Molecule: messenger RNA, 8003 nt
Organism: Phyllostomus discolor (pale spear-nosed bat)
Lineage: Eukaryota; Metazoa; Chordata; Mammalia; Chiroptera; Phyllostomidae
Gene: CDS2
Product: CDP-diacylglycerol synthase 2
Exons: 13
Coding region: 220-1554 (444 amino acids)
Cellular component (GO): endoplasmic reticulum membrane
Molecular function (GO): phosphatidate cytidylyltransferase activity
Source: RefSeq, a predicted model, not a curated record